AUGAGCAAAAUUAAAGUGAUGAGCGUAACAGGUAAUCCAGAUUUAUUGCACUUCAAAAAUUUGCAAUUGACAGAACGAAAAAAGACCUAUGAGAUCUAAGAAAUGCAUGAGUCUGAAUAUGAUCACCAAGUGAAACUGCUGAAAAGGGAUGCUUCAUUGAGAAUUUAAAUUAAGAAAUUACAACCUCUUUGCAAUUAAGAACCGUUUACUAUGGAUGACUCAUUUAUGUCUAAAACAGUGAAAAGGUUUAUAAAAUAGAAAUAUCAUAGACCAUUGUUAUUGAUUUAGAAUGGAACACCUACUGUACAUGCAAGUCGUAGAAUUAAAUUUACUCAGACCAUGAUUAGUUAAGCCUAUGAAUCGUAAUUGAGAUUUUUUAAUUCGAGAAAGAAUAGUAUUUAUGUUUAAUCACUUUUAGCUUAUGUAUAAAUGAUGUUGUCAAUCGAUGAUUAACUCCAUCCUGUUGUUAUUGAAUUAUUUAAUGACUUUGCACCUAAGGCUUGUGAAAAUUUCACCAAAUUCUGCGAAGGUGUCAAUAUUGAAGGCAAAUUUUAUACUUAUAAAAAUAGUAAAUUCACCAAAUACAAACCUAAUGGUUGGUUCAUUUAAGGAGGUUAGUUUGAUAAAAAGAUAUCUAUUUAUGGAGGAUAUUUUGAAGAUGAAUCUUAUGCAUUGAAACAUGAUUGCGAAGGUAUCAUUGGAUUUGCAAACGAUGGAUUUUAGCAUACAAACCAUUCCUAAUUCUAUAUUACUUUGGCACCUAUGCCAUUCUUUGAUUAUAAAAGAGUGGCUUUCGGUAAAAUCAUAAGAGGCAUGAAAUAAAUACUAAAAGUUUUGAAAUAGGAAUCACACACUGAUAUUGUUAUCUAUGAUUGUGGUCGUUAUGAUCAUUAGGCUCAAAUUAGAUUAAAAUUAGAAAAAUUUACAGAUGACUUUUAUUCCAAUAUCCCAGAAAAUACACAAUCAUUUAACAAGUUUAUUGAAGCAGAACAAUUAAAACACAAUGAAGCAUCGGGUGAUUUCACUUAAUUAGUUAAAUAUCUUGUUGAAUAAAUGAGAGUCAUAUCUAAAUUCGUAUAUUCUCUAACAGGUCUAAAGAAAGCUAUUCAAUACUUAAAUGAGUCAUUCCUUAAAACAUAAUAUUGCCAAAUACUCUAUAUCCUUGAUAAUCAAUAGACCUUGUAGGCAGAUAAUCAAUAAUCCAAAUAUAUUGUUGCCUUUCGAGCUGUAGAUGGCACAGAUUCAUGUAGAGCUUCAGCAUUUAUAAUUUUUAAAAAAUAAACUACACAGUUUAAAUAAGUUACCUUGAAUGAUUUUAAACAAUAAGCUGAACAAAUAGCAUCUAUGGGGUAUUGCGUAUAUGGUUAAACAACUUAACUUGUAUUUGGAACUGGAUACAAUUUGAGUAUGUUUACCCUAUAGAAUAAUGAUUUUAAGCUAUAAUAAUAGGAGUUGUAAAUACCGAAAAAAGAAACCUUUUACUCUAAUAAUAUCAAAGAUGACUUCUUAUAAAACAAAAUAAUUGCAAAUCUACCAACAAAGGUUAUGAGAUACACAGAUAGUAUUUUUACUACUCUCCAUCGAGUUGUGCGUCUUGGUGGUUUGGCAAUGUACAAGGAGGUUUCCAUUUUUGAGGCCAUUAUCUGUGCUUUUACUCUAGCCAGAUCAUGGGGAUGGUCAUUUUGUGAUGGAACAACUACUUUCAAUCAAAUUAGAAUUAGAGACAUCAAUUAGUUAACGUAUCUUUAUCUUGGGUAAUAGAAAUGGAUCUAAAAAAUAGAGAACCAUUUUCUAUCAAUAGUUUGA
Messenger RNA from Paramecium tetraurelia, 1806 nucleotides. RefSeq lists its product as uncharacterized. Lineage: Eukaryota; Ciliophora; Oligohymenophorea; Peniculida; Parameciidae. Gene Ontology annotation, biological process: sucrose biosynthetic process; fructose 6-phosphate metabolic process; protein peptidyl-prolyl isomerization. Gene Ontology annotation, molecular function: fructose 1,6-bisphosphate 1-phosphatase activity; peptidyl-prolyl cis-trans isomerase activity. The transcript is spliced from 5 exons. Gene Ontology annotation, cellular component: cytosol; cytoplasm. The record is from RefSeq and is a predicted model, not a curated record.